Messenger RNA from Triticum urartu, 1560 nucleotides. RefSeq lists its product as uncharacterized. Gene Ontology annotation, cellular component: mitochondrion. Lineage: Eukaryota; Viridiplantae; Streptophyta; Magnoliopsida; Poales; Poaceae. The record is from RefSeq and is a predicted model, not a curated record. Gene Ontology annotation, biological process: cytidine to uridine editing; mitochondrial mRNA modification.
GAAGCCUUAAACCCCGUGGUCACUCCCCGUCCCAUUUCCCCCAUCCCCCAUCCCCGCUAGGGUUUUCCACCAUGGCGUCGGCGUCGCGCGCGCUCCUCCUCUCCAGGGCCUCGCCCCUCCACGCCGCCGCCUCCCGCUUCCUCCGCCCGGUCGCGGCCGCGGGGAGCCUCCUCCCGGCGGCGCUGGUCCCGUCCCCCGCCGCGGCGCCCUGGGCGGCGGCGAGGCGAUUCGCGACGCAGCCCGCGAACUCGUCGCUGCGGGACUCGUCCCCGAACUGGAGCAACCGCCCGCCCAAGGAGACGAUCCUCCUCGACGGCUGCGACUUCGAGCACUGGCUCGUCGUCAUGGAGCCGCCCCCAGGCGACGGCGCCAACCCCGACGUCACCCGCGACGAGAUCAUCGACGGGUACAUCAAGACCCUCGCCCAGGUCGUCGGAAGUGAAGACGAAGCAAGGAUGAAGAUCUACUCUGUGUCAACUAGGCAUUAUUUUGCUUUUGGUGCCCUAGUAUCUGAGGAACUCUCCUACAAACUCAAAGAGUUGCCUAAAGUCCGUUGGGUUCUUCCUGAUUCAUACCUGGACGUCAGAAAUAAGGACUAUGGAGGAGAACCAUUUAUAGAUGGACAAGCUGUUCCUUACGACCCCAAAUACCAUGAGGAGUGGGUGAGAAACAAUGCCCGUGCCAAUGAAAGAUCCCGGCGCAAUGACAGGCCUCGCAACUUUGACAGGUCGAGGAACUUUGAAAGGAGAAGGGAGAACACACAGGCCUACCAGAGUGGGCCUCCAAACCAAAUGCCACCCCAUGAUGCUGCUCCUCCAAGUCGUGGUGCACAGGGCCCGCCGCCGCCUUCAGGUGCUCCACCAAAUUACCAGCCCCAUGCACCAAACCCACAGGCAGGCUAUGCUGCAGGAGGUGGACCAAACUAUCCAAAUGCACCACCACCCCCUGGAUACCGAGGUGCCCCAGCCCCUGGCUACCAAGCUGGUAACCAAGGUUACCAGGGUAAUCCUGGUGGCAACAUGCACAAUGGACCAGGCCCAGCCUACCAUAGCAACAACCCUGGAUACCAGGGUGGAGCGCCAGGAGGCAACCCGCCGCCACCUUUCGCAGGUGGCAACCAGCCUCCUCCCUACCAUGGCGGUGGUCCUAGCUAUGGUGGUGGUGCACCAGACUACCAGGGCCAACCAGGUGGUAACCCAGGCUACCAAGGUGGCGGUAACUACAGCAACGCCGCCCCUCCUCCCUAUGAGGGCAGGGACGGGCCAGGGAGGAACUACCAGUAGAGAAGACUGGUAGAAGAGCGCUGUGUAGGAAGUUAGUAAGAGCUAUGCUCGAGUCGCCCUAUGUUGUUCUCGUGGACUUUUAUGCAUAUAUUCUCUAUCCAUAAUGGUGUUUUGAGAACUAGAACUACUGCAAGCUUAGGUAAGAAGUGCUUUGUUUUUUUCUCUUUGUCGAAAUAAAUACAAUGCUGACUAUCGUAUGGAACCAGAGCUUUGUUAUUUGUUGCCGUAUUGUAAUAGCAACAUGUUCUGUGUGUUCUAUUGAAUCACUUUUAUAUUC